CUACUCAGGUCACAGGCAGUUGUAGUAGUUUUGUGUAUUAUCCUUGGUCUCGCAUCACACUACCUCUACCAUAACCUAACCUAUUUGCUAUUUGAUUUGGUUGGUUUGUAAAUGUUAGGGACUUGGAAAAAUAAGCCUUUUUAUUAUUUUUUGAUUGUCUAUGUUUAUCUCAAUGAUUAUUUCUAGUUAAUUAUUAAUUAAAAAUCGAAAAGUGUGCUGUAGUUUUACUCCAAUGAAGACAUAUUCUCAGAUGUGUUCAAAAACUUUACAAUGUUUGAGAAAUUAUAGUUCAACAAAACCAAUUACCUACUUUACCACACCAAUUUACUAUGUGAAUGCAGAGCCUCACAUUGGUCAUCUCUAUAGCUCUGUAAUAGCCGAUGCUUCUCAGAGAUGGACGAAAUUGAUUAAUAAACAUGCGAAAGUGAAAUUUUCUACUGGAACCGACGAACACGGAACUAAAAUUCAGCAAGCGGCGAAAGCUCAUAAUAGAACCCUCAACGGAUAUUGCGGGGAUAUUUCUUCAAAAUAUAGGAAUUUAGCUGACAAUUUUAGUGUGGAGUAUACUGAUUUUAUUAGGACCAGCGACGAAAGGCAUAAAAAAACUGUACAAAACUUUUGGGUUUCUUUAGCCAAAAAAGGCCUAAUUUAUAAAUCAACUUAUCGGGGGUGGUACUGUGUGCCUGAUGAAACCUUCCUGAGUGACUCGCAAUUAACAGAAGUUACAAAAGAUGGCAAACAAAUAAUGAUUUCUACUGAGAGCAAACAUCCAGUAGAAUGGAGUGAAGAACCAAAUUAUAUUUUUAAACUUAGUUCUUUUAGAGAUGAUUUAGUCUAUUGGUUGAAACAAAAUGAAAAAGUAGUAAUCCCUCAAAAAUUUCACAAAAUUCUCUUAGACCUUAUCAAUACAGACGAUGCUUUGGCGGAUAUAUCCGUUUCCAGGCCUUCAUCCAGGGUACACUGGGGCAUUCCUGUACCAAACGAUGAAGAGCAAACUGUAUAUGUUUGGCUUGAUGCUCUAGUUAACUAUUUAACAGUUGCUGGAUAUUCGCAAGUACCUGAUGCUCAAUUUAAACAAUCAUGGCCCCCAGAUGUGCAGGUUAUUGGCAAGGAUAUUCUAAAGUUCCAUGGAAUUUAUUGGCCAGCAUUUUUGAUUGCGGCUGAUUUAGAACCACCUCGUACUAUUCUGUGCCAUUCACAUUGGACUGUUGACGGAGAGAAAAUGUCAAAAUCUAAAGGAAAUGUGGUCAAUCCCUUUGAAAAAUCUGAUAUCUUUACUAAGGAUGGGUUGAGGUAUUUUUUGCUUAAAGAAGGCGUCAACCAUAGUGAUGGGAAUUAUAGCAACACAAAAGUCAUUAGGAUGCUAAAUGCAGAAUUAGCAGAUACUCUUGGAAACUUACUAAGUAGAUGUUGUGGUAAUAACUUAAAUCCAAACCAAGUAAUUCCAAAAAUUGAUCAGGAAGUAUUCAAUCGAAUAGCGUCCAUGGAAGUUACGAAAAAAUUAAUUUGCAAUCUGGAGCAACUACCUGAAGUCUGUCUUAAACACUAUAAUGAGUUCAACUUUUACAAAGGAACAGACGCCAUUAUAGCCACUCUACAUUCUGCCAAUUUAUUUUUUGAAACUCUCAAACCAUGGGAGUUGAAAAAAGCAUCCGAAACUCUAGCCGAUCUUCAAGUCGUGUUGCAUUUGGCUAUGGAAGCUUUAAGAAUAACUGGCAUAUUAUUGCAACCCUCAAUUCCAAAUAUCAGUCGCACUUUAUUGGAUAAGUUGAAUGUAAAUGAAAGUGAGAGAUACUUUGUGGACACUACAGUGCUUUCAUGGAAAAAUGACAAGUUUCAAACUAGGAAUUUGGGUAGUGAAAAAGCGGUUUUAUUUAAAAGAAUUAUUGUUGAGGAUUGUAAAGUGAGAAAAGCUAAGAAAGGUUGAGUGCAAUGUGCUGUUGCAUUUUGUAUUUUGUUAUAGUUGUAUUUCAAAUUAAAAGAUUUUUUUUUUCAUA
Molecule: messenger RNA, 1997 nt
Organism: Ceutorhynchus assimilis (cabbage seed weevil)
Lineage: Eukaryota; Metazoa; Arthropoda; Insecta; Coleoptera; Curculionidae
Source: the annotation of a GenBank genome assembly